UGUUGUACUGUGAGUUUUCAAAAAUAAAAGCAGGAGUGACUUAUACUGGCAGGAAGCUGUAACUCCUAAAGCUUUUCAAAGAUCUGUGAAGUCAAAAAGAACUUCUUCCUUCUCCUCAUCUGUUGUUUCAUUUGACUUUAACGAUACUCACUUCUCCAAACAUUGAAGGCCUUGAGAUUACGCAGAAAGAUGUUUCCUGACAAAUUAGGAUGACAUCCGGACUUACAUCACAAAGAAGUGAUAAAAAUUUCUUGAAAAGAGAUCUCAGAAUGAAUUGCUCCACUUUUCCCUCUCUUGUGCUGGCACUGGUUCUACUUCGAUUUUGUUCUCCAACCACACAGAACUUCAGUGCUCAAAACACAGAUCAAUCUUACACAACAAUUCAAAGAGUGAAGCGUGACUGGAUAUGGGAGCCACUUUUUGUAACUGAGGAAGAGACCUCAACGAUGCCUAUGUAUGUUGGACAGCUGAAAUCAGAUUUAGACAAGGAGGAUGGCAGCCUACAAUAUAUUUUGUCUGGGGAGGGAGCUGACAGCAUUUUUUUCAUCAAUGAACAUGGCAAAAUUUAUGUGAGACAAAAGCUGGAUAGAGAAAAGAAAUCCUUCUACAUUCUUAGAGCACAAGUAAUCGAUAGGAAAACUCAUCUUCCUAUUGAACCCGAUUCAGAAUUUAUUAUCAAAGUUCGAGAUAUCAAUGAUCAUGAACCACAAUUCUUAGAUGGACCUUAUGUGGCUACUGUUCCAGAGAUGUCACCUGAAGGUACUUCUGUUACACAGGUAACAGCUACAGAUGGUGAUGAUCCUUCUUAUGGGAAUAAUGCCCGGCUUCUUUACAGUCUCAUUCAGGGUCAGCCUUAUUUCUCUGUGGAGCCAAAGACAGGAGUCAUCAGAAUGGCUUCCCAAAUGGACAGAGAAACAAAAGAUCAGUAUUUGGUUGUCAUCCAGGCCAAAGAUAUGGUUGGACAAGCAGGAGCAUUUUCAACAACGGCCACUGUUACCAUCAACCUCUCUGACGUCAAUGAUAAUCCACCCAAAUUUCAGCAGAGACUCUACUAUUUGAACGUCUCUGAGGAAGCUCCUGUGGGCACUACUGUAGGCAGACUCCUGGCAGAAGACAGCGACAUAGGGGAGAAUGCAGCCAUGAACUAUUUCAUUGAGGAAGACAGUUCAGAUGUUUUUGGCAUCAUUACUGACAGGGAAACUCAGGAAGGAAUUAUCUUACUAAAAAAGAGAGUGGAUUAUGAGAGCAAGAGGAAACAUAGUGUUAGAGUAAAAGCUGUAAACAGGUACAUUGAUGACCAUUUCCUGAAAGAAGGACCAUUUGAAGACAUAACUAUUGUACAAAUCAGUGUGGUAGAUGCUGAUGAACCUCCAGUUUUCACUUCGGAGAGCUAUGUGAUGGAGAUUGCUGAAGGAGCUGUAAGUGGCUCAUUGGUAGGAACUGUAUCUGCAAGAGAUCUGGACAAUGAUGACAGCCCAGUCAGGUAUUCUAUUGUCCAAGGCAUGCAUUUAAAGAGAUUGUUCAGCAUCAAUGAACACAAUGGAACAAUCAUUACAACUGAACCUCUGGACCGAGAGAAAACUUCUUGGCACAACAUAACUGUUACAGCCACAGAAACUAGAAAUCCUGAAAAAAUUUCAGAAGCAAAUGUAUAUAUCCAAGUUCUUGAUGUAAAUGACCAUGCACCAGAAUUUCCUAAAUAUUAUGAAACAUUUGUUUGUGAAAAUGCAGUACCAGGUCAGCUAAUUCAGAGCAUCAGUGCAGUGGACAAAGAUGACUCAGCAGAAAGUCACCAAUUUUACUUCUCGUUGGCUCAGGAGGCCACAAACAACUCGCGUUUUACUGUCAAAGAUAAUCAAGAUAACACAGCUGGAAUUUUCACAGCAGUAAGUGGCUUCAGUAGACAAGAGCAGUUUUAUUUCUUCUUGCCAAUCUUAAUUCUGGAUAAUGGAUCUCCACCACUUACAAGCACAAAUACACUCACUGUCACUGUCUGUGACUGUGAUACUGAAGUGAACACCUUAUACUGUCGUUAUGGAGCUUUCCUGUAUUCCAUAGGCCUCAGCACAGAAGCUUUAGUUGCUGUUUUGGCUUGCCUACUAAUACUCCUGGUGUUCUUUUCAGCGAUUAUAGGCAUAAGACAGCAGAGGAAGAAGACUCUCUUUCCAGAGAAAGUGGAAGAAUUCAGAGAGAACAUUGUCAGGUAUGAUGAUGAAGGAGGUGGUGAGGAGGACACAGAAGCUUUUGACAUUUCAGCACUGAGGACACGCACUGUCUUGAGAACACACAAACCUCGAAAGAAAAUCACCACAGAAAUCCACAGUCUCUACAGACAGUCUCUGCAGGUUGGUCCUGAUAGUGCUAUUUUCAGGCAAUUCAUUUCAGAAAAGCUUGAAGAAGCCAAUACAGACCCUAGUGCUCCUCCAUAUGACUCACUUCAGACAUAUGCAUUUGAGGGCACUGGCUCUUUAGCAGGAUCUCUCAGCUCCUUAGGCUCAAAUAUGUCAGAUGCAGAUCAAAAUUAUGAAUACCUUGUAGGCUGGGGACCUCACUUUAAACAGCUUGCAGGCAUGUAUGCUUCCCAAAGGAGUACUAGAGAUUAGUUAUUGUUUGAUCACUUGUUUUUUUUCCAUAAGUUCUCAGCAACCAAAAUCAACUCAGUUUUUAAAAAGGAGGUCAUACCACAUUCAAGCACAAAAAUAAAGAUCGAAAUCUUGGAUGUGGUGAUUUUCUGAAAAAUCAUACCUAUCAUUAUUUGAGAGGAUGGGCAUUCUCCAUUUGAAAAAGAAAAAAAAAAAAGAAAAGAAAAAAGAAAAAAAAAAAAAAAGAGUAAACUAAGAUUGUGCUGCUUUGGAUAUCAAGAUCCCCAUACUGGGCACAGAAAACCUGGGUCUUGCAAGUACGGAAGAAGGAAUAUAAGCCAUAAAUUGUUAUUGUAAAUAUUCUGUCAUCCACAAGCUUUAAACUAUUUCCAAAGUUGACUUUCGCUCUCACUGUUGAAUAUAUUCAUAAAACAAAGUUAAAUAUUCAUAUUUGUAUAAUGCUUCAUUAUAUAAAAACACUUGUGUGACAAAGUAGAAUACAAUUGUCAGAAGUACUUAAUAAUCUAUUUAUUGUUUGUAAGAUGAUAAAACUAAAAUAAAUCUUCUUUCCUAUAAACGUAAAAAUAAAUACCUGUUACAACACCAGCAUACUAAUAUCUAUAAUGGAGCUAUUGGGAAAUACAUAAAACUAAUACUUAUUUUAGCAAAUAAGAUAGGAAAAAAAAAGAAAUUAAUUCAAGUUAGAAUCAAUAUUCAACAUAAAUACUGUAGUCCACCAUGUUAUAUUACUGUACUUAUAACAAAAUAUUAUCAAAGCAUAAGUAUUUAUCUUUAAGAGUUUAAAUAUGACUGUUAUACCAGCAUAGAGCUAUUUUUAUUUUUUUUUUAUUAUGGAAUGCAAUAUUAUCAGAAGUAAUCAAUUUUACCAUAACACUAUCAUGGAUCUUUAAAUUACUAAGCUGAUGGUUAUAAAACUUUGUGUAUAACAUUGGAUAAUAGGAUAGAAAAAUGUUCUAAUGUUGAUUCAUUUCUUCUGAAAAUGAUCCUGUAUCAUUCUAUUAGACUCAAAUAAAACUUCAAAAUUAAUCUCCCACUGUGUUUUUUGCAAAUAGUCUACAGUCAAUACAAAGAUAUCUCAGACGAUUUCUAUGCUUUUACAUAUAUAGCUACUCAGCAGCAGUUUUGGAUCUAAGCGUCAUCAAAUAAUCAAAUAUAAUCAAAACGUUCUGUCUGGAAAAAGGGACCCACUUGUUUUUUAUUUAUUUCUCUUCCAUUAGUUGCUUACUUUACAGAUUUUCAAUCAAUGUUUUCCUUCUUGCUCAGGUUGGAAAAGACCUUAAAGAUCAUUAAGUCCAACAAUAACCUAACCAUACUACCCUAAUUCUAGCAACCCUCUGCUAAAUCAUGUCCCUGAGCACCACAUCCAAAUGGUUUUUAAACACAUUCAGGGAUGGUGACUUAGUCACCUUCCUAGGGAGUCUAUUCCAGUGCUUAACAGUCCUUUCUGUAAAGACAUUUUUCCUGACGUCCAACCUAAACCUACUGCUGUAUUGAUGAUUCUAAUACUUGUGUUCAGCUCUCAAGUUGCAAUUUUGAGUGUGUUCUUUUUUAUAUAUAUAUGCAUAUAAUAUUGUGCAUAUUAAUUAUUUGAUCCAAGCAGCAAAGAGAAAGAGAGUGCCCUUAUUGUUUGGAGAUAGUGAGAUCUACGGUUUUAGUAUUAGGUUUAUAGAUUUACACAGAUUUUACCCUAAAAAAUCCACAGAUAGCCACAUUGGCCUUACUAGAAUUCCUCAUACUUUCAUGUUGUAUUUAGUACAAAUAGGAUAAAAAUGCCUGAUCCUUUCUCAAUCGAAAUAGUUUCUCUGUUUAGAUGAGGAAGUAACUUUGAAUACCUAAUCAUGUUUUGCCUGACAUUAUGAUUUCUUCUGUUGACUGUAAUGAACUGUAAUGAUAGAUAAUUUUUGUAAACAGUGUAUACUGUUGUCAAAUCCAGAGAGUUCUUUAUGAAAGACAAGGAUGACCUACAGUAGCUCUCAAAUAAUUUUUUUUACCCAUUAUCCAACAAAGUCCUAAAAUCACAUCUGUACAACAGGGAAACGGUGUUUAUCUCUGAAGUAAGAAAAUAUUCUUAGUUGUUACUGGGCCGCAUCUUGUUAGGUUCCUGAUAUUCUAAGUCAAACCUGUUGAUUUCUUUCCACUUGUGAGAAAUGAAUCAUUGGAUUGACUAUGUAACUUCAUAUUCCAUUUGAUAAUUUGUACUUAAUUUAGCUGAAAAAAAAAAGAUCUGCAGAAAAGUUUUAUAGAAGUAUCUGAUUACCUAAGGGAAAUGAAAAAUUUGAGAGAUUCCAACAAUUACUAGUAUGAAAUUAAUAAAGGAGAAGUUAUAAACUGGAGUAUUUGAUGAGAUCUGGCAAACUGUGUAAUGAUGUUCUUAAGGGAAUCUUCCAUUACCUUUUAAAAUUCACUAGUAACUAAGAUUAGCCAUGCUGUGGGCUGAAGAGUGAAAAUGUAGUAACAAAAGAUAAAUAUAUAUUCAGUGUUUUUGACCUGCCCGAGUGACUAUAAAGAAGUGUUAUCUAAGUGUUAUCUGGUCAAAGGAGAAGAUCAUGUCUUCUGUACAAAUACUCUGGAGAAAUUUUCUGUGUGUUUGUUUGUUUAUUUGUUUUUGUUUUUGUUUUGUAUUCUGUAACAGGUUAAGAACUGGUGAAAUACAUGACUAAAGAUAAUUUUCCUUUUUUUCAGUCCUCAUUCAGAAGAAUUUAAUUACGUGUUAUUAGUUUUAUUAUUUAAAGGAAAUGAAAUCUAUGCAUACUUUAAUAAAUAAUGUUCAACUCUUUGAAGGUAAGAAAAAAAAAAUUGCUUGAUAUCAUAUUGCAGUUUCAUACUUAUUAUUGUGACUGUAGAGGGAGGGGUUUGUUUAUUGGUUCAUCCAAAAUAAAAUGGCUUCAUUUAAUUUUCUUUUUUUUUUAUCAGGAUGGAGGGGUUUUUUUAACUAUAACAUUGAAAUCUCUCCUGAUUGCUACACAAGACAAUCUCAGUCUUUAGUUCUCGUAAUUUUUUUUAUAGUGUUUUCUCACAGACACUGUCAUUACAUUUCUUGCUUUGCUUUGAAAAUUAACAUUGGAAUUGUGGUUAACACUCAUUCUUAACUUUAGGGGGCAAGGGAGUAGCCCUGUCUGAUGAGAGUAAAAUAUUUUUGAUAAGAGAGUGUGAAUUUUAUGUUUGAAGUCAGAUAUAAUAUAUGCUCUCUUAGGAGCAGAAGUUGGAGAUUAUGUGAUUAUACAUGUUGGCAAAGGAUAAAUUUAUCCUUGAUCCAGAAUAUAAACAAACAUAAAAGAAAUUAUAAAAGAAUGUCAGUAGCUACUUACAAUGAUUUCUCUACCAGAAAUUUAUGAAGUAAAAUAAAAUAGGUAAAUAUUUUGAAAAAGUUGAUGCAUUUUGUAACAGUAACUUUACUCUGAAAAAAAUAUAUCUUCAUAUAUGUUUUUAAAUCAGCCCUAUGUCUCAUACAGAGUCUAAAGGACAGUAAGCUACAGAUAGGAUACAAUAUAUGUAAAGACAGAUUACUUAGAUAAGUAUGAAACACUUUACCCAAGGCAGAUGGAUUGCAACAAUGGGCAAAAAUAUGCAUGAGACUCAAGAAAUGGCACUGAAAGCAAAUAUUAACAAAUAUGGUUGGGAACCAGCACAACUUCACAAAUCUCUACAACAGCAGAGACCGGAACAGGGUAUCAAUGUCUAAUAGUGCCCAGACAGAUUAAUUGUGAUUUAGAAUGUGUUUUAAUAACAUUGAAGUUUACAGUUUGAUUAGCAUUCCAUAUGUAGGGAUUCAAGUAACAUUGGUUUAUAGAGAAACAAUAUUUACACACAUAUACCUGACAAAAAAAAAAAAAAGAUUAAAACAUAGAAGUAUGUAAAUCUAUGCACAGAUAUAUGAUGUACCACUUCUGACAUUGUUAUGAGUAAAUUCAUUUCUGCCAUUAUAAAUUCCACAGCAAAUUAUUGAUUUCACAAAGGAUAUCAUAAACAGUUUUGGUAGCCUGUGAGCUGCAGUACUGAUUCUGUAUGUUAGCCUUACAAAUGUCAUAGAAAAAACACAUAUAAUGAGGAUGCCUGAGAUAAAGGCAAGAACUAGAUGGUUUUGAAGAAUGAAGAAUAGAAAAUAGUUACAAAUAGAUGGCACAAAAUACUUGAUCAUCUACUGUAGUAAUAGCUAUUAAAAAAUAUCAGUUUUAUCCCGGGCAUUUAUCUGGAUUAAUUAAGCAAGACAAAGGAUAUCUUAGCUCCUAAACUUACAGUGAACAGCCUAAAAGAUGCAAAUUAAAAAAUAUAUAAAAUAUAAAAUAUAAAAUAUAUACCAAAGCUGUAAUAAAAAAUAAAAUAGGCAAAAGAAAGUGCAGACCAUGAAAUUAUAUUAAGAUUGAUUAUCUAAUGUUUCAAGUAUUUGACAUUUAAUUCUUGUCUUUUGUCUGAGUGACCAAUUACACUAAUAUUACCCUGACACAGAAACAGAUAACCAAAGUAGCUCUAAUAUUAGUUAUUGUUAAAGAGUUUCCAGAGGAU
Messenger RNA from Lagopus muta (rock ptarmigan), 7106 nucleotides. RefSeq names its product cadherin 19 (gene CDH19). The transcript is spliced from 13 exons. The record is from RefSeq and is a predicted model, not a curated record. NCBI's taxonomy places the organism in Eukaryota, Metazoa, Chordata, Aves, Galliformes, Phasianidae. Gene Ontology annotation, cellular component: plasma membrane; catenin complex; adherens junction. Gene Ontology annotation, biological process: homophilic cell-cell adhesion; calcium-dependent cell-cell adhesion; cell morphogenesis. Gene Ontology annotation, molecular function: cadherin binding; calcium ion binding. Bases 210 to 2603 code for a protein of 797 amino acids.